Molecule: messenger RNA, 405 nt
Organism: Echinostoma caproni
Lineage: Eukaryota; Metazoa; Platyhelminthes; Trematoda; Plagiorchiida; Echinostomatidae
Source: the annotation of a GenBank genome assembly
AUGGCGAAUUCUCCAGCCUCAAUCGACUACCCAUUCCGGCCGCAAGUGAAGAGGUUUGAUUUGGAUAUGUCAAGCGUACAAUAUUCACCUCAGGAGAUGUUCGUUCACAUCAGUGAUCCGGAAACGUGUCGGGGUCAGAGCUCCGAUGAGUUUGCAUUACAAAUGUCAAUUCCCCAAAUGUUGUGUAUAAUUUAUUUAAUACAGUUUCUACGCUUUUUUGAUUCCUGUCCACUUCCACCUCAGGUGGCUCGUAAACGUCAUGUGGGCAAUAGCUCGGUCACAUUCAUUUUCCAGGAACCGGACGCCGCACCAUUUGAACCGGACUCUAUCGUGUCACGUUUUCAACAAGUGUUUAUUGUGGUUCGUCUGGUUCAGUCGCAUGAACAAACGCCAUGUUACAGGUAA